AUGCUAAACUGCCAACAUAAACCAAAGAAAAACAUAUGCAAAUUAUGUGGAAUAGCUGUUUAUAAAGAUGGAUCUGUUGCUUAUAAGCAUAAUAACUUUAAGAGUCAUCAAUAAGCCAAAAAUCUAUUCGAAGAUCUAAGCAACAUAAACCCAAAUUAUGAACGAAGAGAAGAACUAAUUGAUUUCCUCUUUUAAACUAAACAGCGCUUAUAAUUAACUGAUCAAACUUUUCAUUUAGCCAUUUACUACUUGGAUAGAUGUCAACACUUACUUCAAUUUCAAAAUUAAAAAUUAAUAUCAUUGUUGUGUUUGAUGGUUAGUUCGAAAAUGAUCGAAGAUGAUACUCAUAUUCCAGGGAUGAGCAAAUUGUCUAAAGCAAGUGAUUUAAACUUAAAUAAAAAUGAAUACAAAUAGGCAGAAUGCUUAGUUUUAAAAACAUUAAAUUGGAAACUAAAAGUCAGCACUCUAUAUGAACAAGUCUAAAGUCUCCUAUGCAUUGGAGUAGUCUUCUCAACAGACACUAAUGAUGGAAUUCUGGAUAACAACAUUAUCAAUUUUGUUUGUUGUAAAAUGCUAAAAGACCAUUCUAAAAUUGCCUAUUAAGUAACCAAAAUACCUUAAUUGAUGUAAAUUAACACUAAGAUUUUGGCUAUGGCAAUCGUUUUAUACAUGAGAAAACAAUGUCGGUUGCAUCCUCUUCCACAUUAACUAUAAGCUUAGCUUGAAGAAAAUUAAAAUCAAUUGUUGAUUGACACAUAUGGUCAACUCAAUAAUCUUUUAUAAAACAAUUCAUUAAGCAAUACAAAAAGUGUUUCAAGAGCCUUGUCACCUAAUACACUUACUACUUGCAAAUCUAUGCCUCCUGUAACUAGAGUUACGUAAAACGCAAGAAUGCCUCUUAAUAUUAUAACAAAUCAUCAAAUCUGCGUCAAGCCUAAACUCAUAAGAUCAAAACAUUAAGAAUAAGAUUUGAACCCAUUAAGAGUUAAGCACAAGAAUUGUUGA
Paramecium tetraurelia is the source of this 1005-nucleotide messenger RNA. RefSeq lists its product as uncharacterized. NCBI's taxonomy places the organism in Eukaryota, Ciliophora, Oligohymenophorea, Peniculida, Parameciidae. The transcript is spliced from 3 exons. Gene Ontology annotation, biological process: mitotic cell cycle phase transition; regulation of cyclin-dependent protein serine/threonine kinase activity. The record is from RefSeq and is a predicted model, not a curated record. Gene Ontology annotation, cellular component: cytoplasm; nucleus; cyclin-dependent protein kinase holoenzyme complex. Gene Ontology annotation, molecular function: cyclin-dependent protein serine/threonine kinase regulator activity.